This is a messenger RNA of Linepithema humile (Argentine ant), 765 nucleotides long. The record is from RefSeq and is a predicted model, not a curated record. Lineage: Eukaryota; Metazoa; Arthropoda; Insecta; Hymenoptera; Formicidae.
AUGACUAGCUCCUGGAACAUCCUCGAUGAGAUCGAGAUCUUGCUGGCCGACGAGCCAGCACCGAAGCCAACGCCAAAGCCUGCUCCGAAGCCGUCACCACCGGCACGCGUGAUCCCCAAGGUGGGGACCACGAUCCAGCGAUCCGACCAGCAGCAGCAGAGGAAGGCUGCCUUCUUGGCCUCGCCACCGCCACCACCACCCAAGGGGCGGAAACGAGGGCCACCGGACCCCGCGCGUACCAUCACGCACACGGCGCCGCAGGAACGUAGGCCGACCAGACCGGCGGCCAUGCCGACCACCGCACCGCCGGGACCAGCCGCUACCAGCAGACGGCCAUCAUGGGCCGUUGAAACUCGGCCGUCAACGGCCGCCGCCGCACCGCCGACAUCACCAGCCGCCGCACGACGGCCGCUACCAGCCGCUGCACGGCCGCCACCAGCCGUAGCACGGCCGCCACCAGCAGCUACCAGGCCACCGCCAGCAGCUACCAGGCCACCGCCAGCAGCUACCAGGCCACCACCAGCCGCCGCACCACCUGCGCCACCAGCAGGAAGGGCACCGGAUCCGCCACCUUUUAUGGUGGAAUUCGCGCCAAAGGAAUUCGCGGCGAUUCCUUACUGGUCCGUUGUAGUCUCGCGUGGCUACAAGUUGCGAACAGCGGACGGACGGCGCUACAAGCUCCGCUUCUCGCGAGAUGGGCGGCUUAUCAAGAGCCGUCCACAGCCGCCGCAGGCACCCACCCCCGAAAACCGGGGGGUGAUGUAA